This is a messenger RNA of Oncorhynchus gorbuscha (pink salmon), 737 nucleotides long. Its product is annotated as activated RNA polymerase II transcriptional coactivator p15-like. NCBI's taxonomy places the organism in Eukaryota, Metazoa, Chordata, Actinopteri, Salmoniformes, Salmonidae. The coding region runs from base 140 to 538 and encodes 132 amino acids. The record is from RefSeq and is a predicted model, not a curated record. Gene Ontology annotation, biological process: positive regulation of transcription initiation by RNA polymerase II. The transcript has 5 exons. Gene Ontology annotation, molecular function: transcription coactivator activity; DNA binding. Gene Ontology annotation, cellular component: transcription regulator complex; nucleus.
GGUUCGCGCUAAUCAAAAGCACAAGCUUCCGGACCUCGCUUGCUAAAUGAACCAACCAUAAAUCUUUAGCAUCUCUCCAUACUGCCUGCCUGUAUCAACUGAUCCUUCUUAUUCAUUCAUUCAAAAAAACAACAACAGAAUGCCCAAAUCAAGGGAAGUGGUGUCAUCCACGUCUGGUAGUGACUCUGACAGUGAGGUGGAGAAGACCAAGGCCAAGAGAAAGAAGGCCAGUGCUCCACCAGAGAAGCCCGAGGCCAAGAAACCGAAGCUGAGUGGAGAGGGCUCUCGACCUGGCGCAGGAGGGUCCUCUAAGGCUGCAGACAGCAAAACGGAGGAUGGCAUGUUCCAGAUUGGGAGAAUGCGAUACGUCAGUGUGAGGGAGUUUAAAGGGAAGUGUUUAGUUGACAUCAGAGAGUACUGGAUGAACCAGGACGGGGAAAUGAAGCCCGGCAAAAAAGGCAUCUCCUUAAACCCGGAGCAGUGGACCCAGCUGAAGGACCAGAUGUCUGAGAUUGACGACGCGAUCAAGAGAACAUGAUGACCGUUCCCAGGGUGCUGACAGUCCAGCUUGUCUAUCUAGUGAUCUUCAUGUCACCACUGACGUUUCGGAUGAGUCCCACAUGGCACCCUAUUCCCUAUAUAGUGCACUACUUUAGAUCAAGGCCAUAUGGAACCCUAUUCCCUAUAUAGUGCACUACUUUAGACCAAGGCCAUAUGGAACCCUAUUCCCUAUAUAG